Messenger RNA from Pseudomassariella vexata, 1096 nucleotides. RefSeq names its product membrane-associated progesterone receptor component 1. Bases 300 to 812 code for a protein of 170 amino acids. The record is from RefSeq and is a predicted model, not a curated record. Gene Ontology annotation, cellular component: membrane; endomembrane system. Lineage: Eukaryota; Fungi; Ascomycota; Sordariomycetes; Amphisphaeriales; Pseudomassariaceae. The transcript has 2 exons.
UACUGGACUGUGCCGCCUUCCUUUUACCACAGGUGGAGAUGAACCUUGGAAAUAGGGGACGUUCGGGUCUUGGCAGUCUUUCAGACGUAAAAUGCCAUCAUUCCAGAAGAAGUCUAACUUUAUUGAGGUUCAGGGUCUCGCCAAGCAUUGACCAACCGCUCUCCAAUCCGUGACUUCCGAUUAGGUGACCCCACGUCUCCGGCUUCACUGGCAGUCCGUCAGCCUCCAAGAUUCACAUCGAAAUAACGAAGAAUACCUCAACACCUGUAACAAGAAGCAAUCGCAACACAGUACUAGAUAUGGAGUACGUCAACCAGCGCAUGGCUCAAGAAGCCCACCGAAACCCCGAUGAUGUCUACACCGGCCUCAUCACGCCCCUCAACCUGAUCCUGGUGGCCAUAACCCUUUACACAACGUAUCUCCUCUCUAAACCGUCUCCUCCCGCGACACUGCCCCGCGAGCCGCCCGCCACCGUCUUCAAGACCUUCACACCGCGCGAACUGCUCCCCUACAACGGCCUUAACGGUAUGCCCGUCUACCUGGCUGUGCGGGGGCGCAUUUUCGACGUCACCAACGGGCGCAACUUCUACGGUCCCGGCGGGCCGUACGAGAACUUCGCCGGCCGCGAUGCGAGCAGGGGGUUGGCGUGCCAUAGCUUUGACGAGGAGAUGUUGACUAAGGACUUGGACGGCCCCCUUGAUAAGCUGGAUGGUUUGGGCGAGGAGGAGUUUGAAAGUCUUAGGGGGUGGGAGGAGAGGUUUGAUAGCAAGUAUCUGGUCGUCGGCCGGCUGGUUGCUGCUGGGGAGAAGUGAAUGAUGUCAUUGGAUUACUGGUUUGUGCGGUCGGUGCCCAAUUUCUGUGUUGGGAUCCGGGGAUCAAAUCGUUUCAUGAGGAAAUUCGAAACACAUUGAAGGAAAUCGAGGAGGCGCUUUCUCCAUUGAUUCACCUGGAAAAUUGCGGCAUAUGGAUCGUUGUCAAACCGGAGAUACGUCGCUGGAAUUCAGCUCCAUUGUGAUCCCUUGUUUGAGCCUUUCACUCCUUUACGACUCAAUGACGGUGGAUCGACUCUUCCGGCCCACAGGCAUCUGCAGUAUAU